UGCGCAUCAGGCGGGCUGGGGCCAGAGAUCAGGACGGUCGGAGCGAGUGCUCGGCGCGAGCGCACGCGCGGGCGCUGUCCCGGACCGCUCGGGAGACGUGUCCGGCGACGUGGGCGCUGCGCAGCGUACGGCGAACGUGGCUGGCGGCGAGGGCGGUGCGAUGCACAGCGGGCUGGACACGAGGGGGCGCGUCGGGGGAGGGCGGGGGACGGGCGCUUGGAAGAUUAGGCGGACGUUUUAGGUUGCGUCAUCUAGAUCGGAGCUGCGGCCAUCAAGGCUAGCUCGAAUUAGGCACGCCUGGGACGGUUACCGCUAGGGUCUCAGAAGCGCGUGUCCUUCCUUUCUCUUCAACUUCCCUCUCCCCCCCACCUCCCCGCCCACGCCCCUCCUCCUCCUAAUUACUUCCCCUCCCCCCUCGCUGGUCGACCCGCUACUUCCACCAUCUCUUAAUGCGCGCCGCCCGUCCCUUAUGUUCCACCCCAUCCUUCCAGCACCUCCAAAGCACGCGUCCGGCCAGCACCAGUAUGGCACCAGAACGCGCUCCAACUCGGCCAUCAAGCCCUCCAUUCGCCUCCGCCACUCCCCCGACGCGCCGCAGUCCCAGAGGCGUAUCAAACCCGCCCCUGUCCGCAAGGCCCGAGCAGACAGCGUAGAGGGCCCUGCCCCCGCGCCCCCGCCACCCGACCUCCCUGCUUUCCCGCCUCAGCACGUCUAUCUCCACCCGGAGGACGCCGCCAACAAAGUUUUCAUUGCCCUUGGGCGCGCUCUCAUGUCUGUCGACAACCGCGCAAUCACGGUGAAGGAUCUUGCCGAGCUCUCGAUGAAGUCGGGUCUUAUGUGUCAGAAUGUCUCCGCUGCGGGCCAAGCCAUUGCAACAUUCAUCCGCACCCACUACGCCCGAUGCGAAGCACAAGACGACCAACCCCUCCUCCUCAAGCACGGCAUGUCCGGUACUAUGUUCGACGACGACCUUGUUCCAGCGCUGUACUCCCGCGUCGGUGGCGCGCAUUGCACCCUCAACAACGGAGCGCAGGAUAGGUUGACCAACUUCCGACGAGGUACGCAGGUCUGGUAUCUCAGCAAAGCUGCCGGCGCACCUUGUCCGUUCGCUCGGGCGGGCAUCCGUCUUUGCGAGUACAACGAAGACGGGAGGAUUGGGACCGUCCCUAAUCCCGGCAAGGAGCGGAAGCGAGAGCGGGAUCGAAUGCGCAAAGCAGCACAAGCGUGUGGCCAGAAACGGAAGCGGCUUCCGCGCUCAUGCGCUGACAAAGGACCACUCACUUCUGAUUCCUCGGACGACGAUGAGGAAGAGAGACCACCGAAGGUGAAGCUCACUCUCAGACUCCGGCCUUGUCUCGCAUCUACCCCAGGCGCGUCUUCCUCACACUCGGCAAACUCCGUCUCCAUGUCUCCGUCGGCAAGUCCCCAACCAGAGGAGGACUCUGAUGUCGAGCAAGACUCGGAUUAUGACUCCGACAGCGAUUCGAUGUCUGUGGAGGAGGAUGAGGAUGAUGAUAUGAACGAACCAGGACCUGCACUGUUGCUCCCUUCCCAGCGCUCCCCCGGACCCUCUCGCCCGUUCUCUCUUCCUCAAUGUGUCCCUCCGCCUCUUCCUGGCUUCCCCUCUGCGCCCGAGACCUAUCGACGUUCUAUGUCCACCCCGUACAGCGAGAGAUCCGGCUCCCCUCCGCCGGACUCUGAAGCAGAGGACGAUGAUUACCAUAUCACCAUGACAGAUGCUCGCCGACUGUACUCCCGCUCUUGUGCGUCUACGGAGGACGAAGAUUCUGCCUGGGACGGCGACUUCUUCGGCGACGUGGAUGUGGACGCCGAAACUCAGUGGGACAGCCCUGGUCCCCGUUCGCCCUCGGUGCAAAUCGAGGACGAGGUCGUCGUCAAGCAGGAACCCACCGAUGUCCGCGGCCUCCUCGACGCUUGGGAGGAUCUGGAGACUCGGGCGACAGACCUGAAGGUCAUCGACAUUGUGGCGCAGGCCGCAGCGGCCGAGCGUCAGAUGGAAGAACAAGCCGCAUCAGAUGAUCUCUCAAAGUGGUCCUGGCCGAGUACACUUCCGGAGAGCACCGAGCAUAUCAAACAAGAGGACGUCGAGCCAAAUCUAUUGUUCUCUGACAGCGAGUUCUCGCCGCCACCUGACACCGAGUCUCCUCUCCCCCAUUACGACUACGACCCGUACGAUUCUCCUGUGGAGGAACGUUCGUUCAGAUUCGACGCCGGCUCAUCCUACGACUCGCAGUGGAGAGAUGUGGAGAUUUUGGGUCCGGACAGCGUCAAGCCCCGCGAUCUCGAAGAUGGAGUUUGGCACGAGUACCGAGGCCGGGCCGUUUCCCCAGAAGAGCCAAUUCGGUCGCCCUGCCCUGGAUCUUCUACUGCCCCCGACCCUUCUUCCCCUUCGUCUCCGAAACUCUCACGCGCUGCGCUCCCCCCACUGGAUGUGAAGUCGACAGAUGUGGGUGCAAACAUUGCCCAGGGAAGGAACAUGUCGAUCACCUCCCCGUCUCUGCUCGCGUCCUUGACUUCGCUGUACAUCCGGAGCCCCACUAUUCCCGCAGCGUCCACCCAGCGCAACGCUGGUUAUGCGGUGGGGGAUGCGCCUGCCUCAGCGCCCAGCACGUCAUGCGUCCGGGAUCCCUCGGAGGACGAGCCUUUGGUCGUUCACACUGUCCACGAACUUGAACCGGCUAUUUCUGCCACCCAAUUCGAAGGAGUGCCCGUGUAUCAAAUGACCUUGGGUUCAUCCUUGGUCCUUCGCCGCAUUGACACAGACUUCGUGAACGCCUCUCCCAUCGCGCAGCGUCUUCGGGUGUCCUGCCCCUCGGCACCUAACGCCGUGGCGGUCAUGGGUGGGUCGCCAAGCAUCUGCGGAACGUGGGUCCCACUAGACGUCGCGCGAACCUUGGCCAAGGGCGAGUCCGCCCUCGAGACGUUCUUGUCCUACGACCUGCGCUGUCUUUUCCCUCCGUCCCUCAACGCAGUACACCCUGUUGGCGACCGGCAACCAGCAUCCUCCGGGUAUGGUCACCAGUUCAAGUCGGCAUCAGAGGCGAGGCGUCAAUCCAUGACUUCGCACCGGCUGGAGCUCCCGCCGCGUGAAUUCGAGGUCUCAUGGGAGGACCACCUUUCCACGCAUCCGUCCUUCAUUCUCGCGACCUCUGCGCUUGAUGGGCACCGACCGGCGAUGGAGGAGGCACCGCUCCCCGUCGUGGAGACGCUCAGCCCCACAGAGGAGGCAAUGUUCCAUGUGCUGUGCGCCGAUCCGGAGUGGGACGAAGCGCCGCGAUCGCCGACCGAGGAGCACGCGCCCGAAGUGGGCGACACCGCCAUUCGACCGGCGGACACUACGGAAACCCCGCAGGACCGCCCGCUCCGUCGCUCGAAGCGGGUCGCAAACACGGUCACCACACGGUCCCGCACGCGCUCGAGCAAGAGGGGCUCGCGCACGUCGCUUUCUUGAUCCCCCUUUACCCUCUCCAUUCACCAUUCAAUUCAUGACCCCCUGCUCUCGCGUCUUCUGUUCGAGUUCUAAGCUUAUUCCUUUCAUGUUCAAAGCCCUCCGUUUCAUGCCGUUUCGCCGUAGAGUAUAUGUGUACCGAUUAUCCCAUCCCCGCUCCGUUCCGUCUAUUUUUUGUUGCGCACCCGGACGCCCGCUGCCGGAGAACGGCCUCGGCCGCACACUCGCUGGUUCUGCGCGCCCGCUUCGAGGUGAUUUCGAGGGAGGCGAGGAUCAGAUCAUUGCGCCUGUUGUUGACGGGGUGUGAUGGACGUGCAAUCGCCGCCGAUUGCGUGGAUUUGCGGGCGGUGGGGGGUGCGGCGGGGAGGUAUGGUACGAACUAGUAGUAUGCGUGUAUGCGCCGAAUGCGAAC
Trametes versicolor FP-101664 SS1 is the source of this 3881-nucleotide messenger RNA. RefSeq lists its product as uncharacterized. Bases 470 to 3472 code for a protein of 1000 amino acids. The transcript has 5 exons. The record is from RefSeq and is a predicted model, not a curated record. NCBI's taxonomy places the organism in Eukaryota, Fungi, Basidiomycota, Agaricomycetes, Polyporales, Polyporaceae. Gene Ontology annotation, molecular function: DNA binding.